Ascochyta rabiei is the source of this 936-nucleotide messenger RNA. RefSeq names its product tRNA(Phe) 7-((3-amino-3-carboxypropyl)-4-demethylwyosine(37)-N(4))methyltransferase. Gene Ontology annotation, biological process: tRNA methylation. Gene Ontology annotation, cellular component: cytoplasm. Gene Ontology annotation, molecular function: tRNA methyltransferase activity. The coding region runs from base 1 to 936 and encodes 311 amino acids. The record is from RefSeq and is a predicted model, not a curated record. The transcript has 2 exons. Lineage: Eukaryota; Fungi; Ascomycota; Dothideomycetes; Pleosporales; Didymellaceae.
AUGACAUCACGCUUUGAGGCUCGCAAGCAAAAAAUCCUGGAGCAGCUCGAUGCACCAGACGGCGAGUACCGUGACCUCUCACCGAAAGGCUCCAUUGAUACACCGAUCCGCGACCUGAUCAACGAGAUCAAUGGUUUCGACGGCAUUGUUACAACAAGUAGCUGCUCUGGCAGAAUCAGUGUCUUUCUUGAAGGCCGAAGGGCAGACAGCGACCCUCUCAAGCUUGCAGAAGAAGGCGAGGAGUCGCGUGCCGGACCAGGUGGGAAGGGCGGGGGAGGUGCAUGGCUUUUCAUCUCCCACGAUCCUGUGGAGGUGCUGGGCACUGCAGCCUCUUCAGACUUUACAUCGAAGUUUGGCAUGAUAAAUGCCGUGACUGAAACAACACAAAGGCCUGGCGUACAUUGUAGAUUUAUUCAUCUGAAGUUCGAGCCAAUGAUCCUCCAUAUCCUGAGUGCCUCAUUAGAUCACGCACAACGGGUACUCAACGCUGCAAUGGGUGCUGGCUUUCGAGAGAGCGGUGCAGUCAGCCUGGGUUCAUCCAAAACUGGAGAGGCCAACCCAGUGGUGGCUGUUCGAUCCACCGGCUACUCAUUCGACUCUAUCAUCGGUUAUCAAGAUGGUGAGGGUCGUAACAUCUCUCUGAUAGACGAGAGUCAUCUGAGAACCCUGGUGUGCAUUGCGAAUGAGCGAUUUAAGAUCAACGUCGAGCGAAUAGCACGCUUCCGUACACAAGUUUUGGAGUCGUACAAGUCUUCACCCACGUCAAUGUCUGGUUCUUCCAAGCCUAUCUGGGAAGAUGCAGACGCCAGGAAGCAACGCAAGAGGGAGGAAGGCCUGGCGCGACAACGAGCAUUACAGGUCGCAAGUUCGGACAAGAGGGCAAUUGCUGAGAAUGACUCACUCACUGUCGGCAACCUUGAAGGAAUGUUUCCGUGA